AUGUGCUACCACCGCCGCCUCCACUUCAUCCUCUGCAACCACGUCUACGACCUCGAAAUCGUGCGUCCCUGCUCCCUCCCCCCCUCAGCCACUGGGUCGUCCCGCAGCUCUCCAUCAUCAUCGCGUACGGGGGGUUCAGCUUCGUGGGAUCCAGCCUUGACGCCCAGCAUGCCCACCGCGCGCUGCUAUCCGAUGUCACAUCCGUUGACGACGUAUAAAGUGCGCAGGUUGUGCGAGGCGUGUGCUGUGAGGAGGGCGAGGAUGGAUAAGCGGGUUAGAGAGGUUAGGGAGGGGUUAGAGGGGGUGAGGGGGUUGAUGGAGGAGAAGGGGUGGAUGGGAGAGGGGGUUUGA
Molecule: messenger RNA, 351 nt
Organism: Pseudogymnoascus destructans
Lineage: Eukaryota; Fungi; Ascomycota; Leotiomycetes; Thelebolales; Thelebolaceae
Exons: 1
Coding region: 1-351 (116 amino acids)
Source: RefSeq, a predicted model, not a curated record